Molecule: messenger RNA, 1831 nt
Organism: Ceratotherium simum simum (southern white rhinoceros)
Lineage: Eukaryota; Metazoa; Chordata; Mammalia; Perissodactyla; Rhinocerotidae
Source: RefSeq, a predicted model, not a curated record
GUAGUGGCAGGAGGACUCUGGGAAGACAGGGGAGUCUGGGAAAGGAGAGAGAAGGCAGCACACCUGCAGGGAGGGAGAACGAGAAGUCAGAAGGAAGAAGAAGACCGAGGAGGGCACGCAGAGGAAGAGAAAGGGCAAGGAGAAGUAAAGUUGGGUGGGAAGAAGACACCCAGAAGAGAGAGGAGCGAGGCAGAGAUGAAGUUACAGGGGUCGCUGGCCUGCCUCCUGCUGGCCCUGUGCCUGGGCAGUGGGGACGCUGGCCCGUUGCCGAGUGGAGAGGAGGACGCUGCAGCAGGUGCUGGGGAGGCCUUCGGACACCAGGAAACCAAUGGCCAGCCUCCGUCCGGAGGCCACGGCCAGGGCAAUCCUGGAAGUCCAGGUACUCCCAGGGGCCAUGGACACUCUGGAGGCUCAGAUGGCAGCUUUGGAACCAACUCUCAGGGAGGCUCCUGGGGUCAUGGAGGCAAUGGAGGGUCAUCCAACUUGGAGACCAACGCUCAGGGAGCUGUGGCUCUGCCCGGUUACGGCUCACUGAGAGGUAGCAACCCACAUAUAGAGUGCACCAACCCCCCGCCAUCUGGCUCAGGUGGAAGCUCUGGCUCCUCAGGGGGAAGCAGCGGCAGCAGGGGCGGCAGCAGUAGUGGCAGCAGCGGCAGCAGUGGCAGUAGCAGUGGUGGCAGCAGUGGCAUGGCAGCAGUGGUGGCAGCGGCAGCAGUGGCCGCGGCGGCGGCAGCAGUGGCGGCAGUGGCGGCAGUGGCGGCAGCAGCGGUGGCAGCAGCAGCGGUGGCAGCAGUGGCAGCAGUGGCGGCAGCAGUGGCGGCAGCGGUGGCAGCAGUGGCGGCAGCGGUGGCAGCAGUGGUGGCAGCAGCGAUGGCAGUUCUGGGACCAGUCGGUGACCGACUGGCUACAGAUGGGAAGGACUACAGUGCAGGCUCUUCCUCGGAGAGCAGCGGCGGAAGUGGAGGUGGAAAUAAACCCGAGUGUGACAACCCAGGGAACAACGAAGUGCACGUGUCCGGGGGAUCCGGGGUUCAGAGGCAAGGGCCCAGCGGAGGAGGUGAAGCUGUCAGCGGAACUGAUCCGCUGAACUCUCAGACGCCUCCUGGGCUCUUCAACUUCGACACUUUCUGGAAGAAUUUUAAGUCCAAGCUGGGUUUCAUUAACUGGGAUGCCAUAAACAAGGACCACACUCAGCCCCCCAGCACUCGAGCCCUCCUCUACUUCAGCAGACUCUGGGAGAAUUUCAAACACAACACUCCCUUCCUGAACUGGAAAGCAAUCACUGAGGGUGCCGAUGCGACCUCGCUCCAGAAGAGGGCAGAUGGUGCUGGCCAGCCUGGCUCAGGACGGCAAGACGUGGUAGCUGUAACUUCUAAGAACAAUUAUAACCAGCAAGCAUAUCCUACUGUCCCUGGUGGGCAGUAUGCCAAGACCCCUGCCAAGGGAGGAGUCACGAUUUCUUCCUCGGCUUCCCGGGUGCAACCUGGCCUGCUGCAGUGGGUGAAGUUUUGGUGAAAACUACCUCCAGUCAUGGCUGAGGCCCUGGGAAGCAUCAGUCGUCAAGGAGCCACCUGCACCCCUGCCCCAGCCUCCCCGUGCCCGGCCUGGGCUGGGUGCUGACACCUGCUUCGUCUAGGUCAGGGACCUGGUCUGCGUGUCCCUUGUUUCUUCCCACCCCACUGUGUCAUCUCCUGACCACCAGCCUCAUCAGAUACACCAGCCACUUUCUUUAUCUACUCCAUUUUGUGACCUCAAGUCACUGUGACAUUCUUCAGAGGAGCUUCCUACUUUGGAGUUUCUCUGUGGAAAUAAAAGUGAAUCUUGUUUCCCC